Messenger RNA from Mucor mucedo, 504 nucleotides. RefSeq lists its product as uncharacterized. Lineage: Eukaryota; Fungi; Mucoromycota; Mucoromycetes; Mucorales; Mucoraceae. The transcript has 4 exons. The coding region runs from base 1 to 504 and encodes 167 amino acids. The record is from RefSeq and is a predicted model, not a curated record.
AUGAUUACUAAUCUCUUGGAAGCGGAGGUUCGUUGCGUGGAUAGUCUUGGAAGGUCCUGGAAGGUUCUGGACACUGGCGUUGUUGAAUCUCAGCAUGAGAUUCCAGAACAUUCCAAUAGUCGGGGAUUCGUGGUCAGGGGCAAAGUUCAAAGUACGUGGUUCAUGACAGUUUGUAUGUAUUUAAAAAAUCGUCAAGUACUGGUUCUUGGCAUAAAAUUACCUACCAUGCCGAUUGGUGAAAUGUUUAAUAACUUACUCCGUACUCGCUGGUAUUUAAGCACGUCUUCCUGUUUUCCAUCCGAAAAAGUAUGGAAGUACCAAGUUAAUAUCAAUUAUGUCGUGAAAACUUAUUACAUCAUUUUAGUACGAGCUUUGACUAUUUUUGUGGAAAAAUGUCAAAUUUCAUUCGGUGAACAACUCUGUUUGUGGAAGCAAAAAAAACCGUCGAUGCUCUCAAUGAUUAGUCUCGAUUAUCUUUCGAACCGGAUUCUUACAUGUUGGUAA